UCGUGGUGCCCCCUGCUGGUCUGCCUCAGGUACAGAAGGGUGACCUCUGUGCCAUUGCCUUGCUGGGGAACAGCUUCCUUUUGGAGCAAGUGCUUUCCUGCUCUAAUCACAACUUUUAGCUGAAGAGCAGCUGACAUAGAGUGAGCAGUGUCGGCUAUUAAAUGUGCCCCUAAAGGAUCCUCAAAAUGAGAUUUUCAGCACAGGUUGUUUGGCUUAUGUGGUGGACUGUUUGUGUUGCAGAAGAGAAACGUUGUGAUUUUCCAGAAAUAAAACAUGGACUACUACACAAUGAAUAUAACUAUAGACGAGACUUUCCAGUAUCUGUAGGAAAAAAAUAUUACUAUUCCUGUGACCACAAUUUCGUGACAGAUAAAAAACAGAACGGGGGAUAUAUUCAUUGCACACAAGAAGGAUGGUCACCAGCAGUACCGUGCCGCAGACAAUGUAUUUUUAAUUAUUUGAUAAAUGGAGAAUAUCCAUAUCCAGCAAAAAUGUAUUUCCAAGGUGACUCUGUAAGUGUUAACUGCUAUGCUGGCUACAGUCUUCAAAAUGAGCAGACUGUAAUGACCUGUACAGAAGAUGGCUGGGUGCCUGCUCCCGAAUGCCUUCCUCCUGGGAAUCGUUGUGAUUUUCCAGAAAUAAAACAUGGUAGUCUACACCAUGAAAGUAACUAUAGACAAAACUUUCCAGUACGCGUAGGAGAAAAAUAUUGGUAUUCCUGUGAUCAAAAUUUUGUGACUGUUUCACAAAAGCCCUGGGAACAUAUUCAUUGCACACAAGAAGGAUGGUCACCAGCAGUACCAUGCCGCAGACAAUGUAUCUUCAAUCAUUUGAAAAAUGGAGAGUAUCCAAAACAAGGAGUUAAAUAUGUACAAGGUGAAAAUGUAAGCGUUAACUGCAAUUCUGGCCACAGUCUUCAAAAUGAGCAGACUGUAAUGACCUGUACAGAGGAUGGCUGGUUCCCUCCUCCUGAAUGCAUUCCUCUCAAAACAUGUUCAAAAUCAGAGAUAACAAUUGAAAAUGGAUUUUUUUCUGAAUAUGAACCUACAUAUUCCUUAAAUAAAGAAACACAGUAUCAAUGUAAACCAGGAUAUGUAACACCAGAUGGUAAAACUUCAGGACCGGUUACAUGUCUGGAAAGUGGAUGGUCACCUCAACCCACAUGUAUUAAAUCUUGUGACAUGCCAGUAUUUGAGAAUGCCAAAGCCAAAAGCAGUGGCACGUGGUUUAAACUCAAUGACAAGUUGGACUACGAAUGCCACGAUGGAUACGAAAGCCAAGAUGGGCGCGCAGGUUCAAUAGUGUGUGGGAACGAUGGUUGGUCUCAUAAACCAGUAUGUUAUGAAAUAGAAUGCAAGAUUCCUGAAAUCGAAGAUACCUUAAAUAUUCAGCCUAAAGAAGACAAAUAUAAAGUCGGAGAUGUGUUGAAAUUCUUCUGCACACAAAGACUUCAAAGAGUUGGACCAGAUUCAGUUCAGUGUUACGACUUUGGAUGGUCCCCUAAUCUUCCAACAUGUAAAGAGCAAACAAAACAGUGUUCUCCACCUCCUCAACUCCUUAAUGGGAAAGUUAAAGAAACACAGAAAGAAAACUAUGAACACAACGAUUUGGUGGAAUAUGUGUGCAAUCCUAGAUUUCUGAUGAAGGGUGUUAAUAAAAUUCAGUGUGUUGAUGGACAGUGGACAGACUUGCCUAUUUGUAUUGAGGUGGAGACUACAUGUGGAGAUAUACCAGAACUUAAUUACGGCUACGCUGUUCAGACUUCUAACCCUCCCUAUCACCAUGGAGAUUCAGUGGAGUUCAAUUGCAGAGAAGGAUUCACAAUGAUUGGACAGAAAUCAAUUACAUGUAUAAGUGGAUUAUGGACCCAACUUCCUCAGUGCAUUGCAACAGAUGAACUUCAGAAGUGUAAAUACAGCUUAAUUAUACGUGCGGCGAAUCCAUUAUACAAGACCAAAUUUGAUCAUAAUGAGAAGAUAAGUUACAAAUGUAGAGGAAAAUUAGAACAGAAACACUCAACGUGCAUAAAUGGAAGAUGGGAUCCUGAACUAACCUGCACAGAAGUACAAAUGCAGUCAUGCCCACCUCCACCUCAGAUUCCCAAUGCUCACAAGAUGGCAACGACGGUAAAUUAUCAGGAUGGAGAAAAAGUAUCUGUUGUCUGUCAAGACAAUUAUAUAAUUCAGGAUGCAGAGGAAAUCGUGUGCAAGGAUGGAAGAUGGCAGUCAAUACCACACUGCGUUGAAAAAAGCCCAUGUCCUCAACCACCUCAGAUAGAGCAUGGAACCAUUAAAUCAUCUCCAUUUUCAGAAGAGAUGGACGAACCAUUGAAACCUGAGGUUUAUGUACAUGGCACCAAAUUAAAUUACAGUUGCGAGGAUGGUUUCAGGAUAUCUGGAAAAGAUGAGAUAACGUGCCACAUGGGAAAAUGGAGUUCUCCACCUCGGUGUGUAGGACUUUCCUGUGCGCCACCACACUUGAUUCCACAUGGUAUUCUGUCUCAUGUAUCAGACAGUUACCAAUAUGGAGAAGAAGUAACGUACAAAUGCACCGAAGGUUUUGAGAUUAAUGGACCUGCAUUCAUAAGAUGUAUAGGAGGAAAAUGGUCCCAUCCACCAGAGUGCAAAAACACGGAUUGUUUUAGCUUACCCGACUUCGGUAAUGCCACACCCAUAGGCCAGAAGAAGACGUUAUAUAGGUCAGGAGAAAAAGUGACUUAUAAAUGUCCAAAUAAUUACCUUUUGGAUGGGCCAAAUACUAUCCAGUGUAUUAACAGCCAAUGGAUAGGAAAGCCAAUAUGCAGAGAUCCUAAUGAAAACUGUGGGCCCCCUCCGCCUCUUGACAAUGGAGACAUGACCACAUUCCCAAAAUCAGAAUAUCCUCCAGGAUCAUCGGUUGAGUACCGGUGCCAGUCCUUGUAUGUGCUUGAGGGAAACAAGGUCAUCACAUGCAGAUAUGGACAGUGGUCAAAACCACCAAAGUGCUUAGAUGUGUGUAUAAUAUCAGAAGACUCCAUGGAAAGACAUAACAUACAAUUACGAUGGUCUUCUGUGAAAAAACUGUAUUCCCCAACAGGGGAUACUGUUGAAUUUGAAUGUAAAACUGGAUAUCGUAGCCAGACAUCACAACAAACAUUCCGAGCAACCUGUUGGGAGGGGAAGCUGACCUAUCCUGUUUGUGUAAAAAGCAAUGGUUAAGAUGCAGUCCUAAAACUAAAAUAUGUACAAUAUUGAGAAUCUUUCAUUGUCAAUCCAACUCAGUUUAUUUUGUCAAGUGUUAUUUAGCUCAUUUACUUUCAUAAAUCAGAAUUUGUGUUAAAUAUUAUAUGGAUGAUGUAAUUAAAUCUGAGAGACAGGGGCGCCUGGGUGGCGCAGUCGGUUAGGCGUCCGACUUCAGCCAGGUCACGAUCUCACGGUCCGUGAGUUCGAGCCCCGCGUCGGGCUCUGGGCUGAUGGCUCAGAGCCUGGAGCCUGUUUCCGAUUCUGUGUCUCCCUCUCUCUCUGCCCCUGCCCCGUUCAUGCUCUGUCUCUCUCUGUCCCAAAAAUAAAUAAACGUUGAAAAAAAAAUUAAAAAAAAAAUCUGAGAGACAAAUAAAUCACAUCUUAAAAGUACCUCAUUAAAACUUGGCAAACCAAAA
Messenger RNA from Felis catus (domestic cat), 3637 nucleotides. Its product is annotated as complement factor H-like. The transcript has 18 exons. NCBI's taxonomy places the organism in Eukaryota, Metazoa, Chordata, Mammalia, Carnivora, Felidae. The coding region runs from base 186 to 3197 and encodes 1003 amino acids. The record is from RefSeq and is a predicted model, not a curated record.